CGGAUGUUGUAAAGUUUCAACGCAUCCUUCAGUAUGUCCUCCACAACUACCAUUUGGAGGUGAAGAAAGUCAAAGAUGCGGCUCAAGGAGAGGAUGCAGAGGAAAUACCGCCUGGGAGACGGGUUGUUGACUACCAUGGACCUUGAAGCGAUGAACAAAGAGGAUUUUAUGACUAUAGGGGCCUUUGUUCAAGAAUUUAAGAAGAGGGCGCGGAAGGUCCAUGGGAUUUUGGAGGAAGCACAGUACGCCAUCUUCCUGGGGCUACUCACAGCAUCAGGGGCCGUCGAGUUGACAAGACAUGGAGAAGGUAGCACAAAGCUCACAUGGGCCACCAUUGACAGAGGGGUGGAAGUUGGGUGCUUGGACCAGGUGGAACAGCGUCAGGUACACUUGCAAAGACAGAAGAGAAAGGAAAGGGAUGCGACCGCUUCUGGGACCCUGGGAGUAACAAGGAUUGUUACAGACGUAUUGGCACAGCUAGGGUAUGCGACAGAGCAAGUGGUGCAAAGAAGGGUGGUGACGGUUGUCAAAGUAAAAGGAAAGGAGCCAGUAAUAGAGGAGGCUGGCCAGGAGGAGCUCUGGGAAGAGGAAGAGCCGGUGCCGCAGCACCUGACGAAGGUCCACCGCAAAGUGCGCUAUCCUAUCUGGCAAGCGCCGAAGGGGUAUGAAAGGAGGAAUGAGUUUGUCCUUAAGCCCUUUAAAGAAGAGGAUCCCUGGGGCGGUAAGGAUGUUCAGUGGAUGAUGGAAUUAUCGCUGGCCAACUCGCAUAGCCUGGUGGAGGAUAUGAGGACGAUUGAGGAAGGACCUGGCCAGGUAAAACGGCAUGCGGACUUGAUGGGAGGAAUGUAUCUCCUCGUCAAUACGUUAUUGCAGGAAAGCCUAGACCAGUCAGGCUCGUUGAACCCGGCAGGGAAUGUGGACGAAAUACCCGAGAGCCAGGACGACGAGUUCGAAGAAAGGGAAAUUAAGGAGGCUUUUUGUGCAGAGGAGUACGACGGGAUCUACCUAGAGCUGGGGCUUCUUCUGUCAUGUGAAAUGCGGCUAAGAGAUGCGAGCGAUAGGGCUCAAAGGAUGCUGCAGCGCUACUUAGUGCGAGACGGUCACCUUUUCGUGAGAAGGGAAGUGGGGAAUCCCAGGAGGGUCGUCUGCGGUAGGAAUCGUCAGAUCGACGUCGUAGCAGCACUAAACGAUGGUAUUGCAGGAGGGCAUCGAGGGGUACAAGCCACAUAUGCCAAGAUAAGUGAGUUGUACUACUGGGAUGGAAUGAUGGACAUGGUCGGAAAAUUCUGUCGAUCUUGUGUACCCUGCCAGGAGAGAGCCCGUUUAAGGCAGGGAGAGCCGCUGCAUCCAAGGUUAGAACGAGAGGUAGGGGCCGUAGUGCAUCUCGAUCUGCUUUUUAUGCCACUUGGGGAUCAAGGCUAUAACUAUAUCUUCGAUGCGCGCGAUAACCUGUCUGGGUUCGUGGACGGGCGUGCUAUUCGCACAAAGACCGGGUCUGACUUUACGAACACAGCCAUGCCAAGAGGAGGGAAGGGGACRCGGCCGCCUCAGAGGCCGUUGGGCGCAUCAGGAGGAUAUGAGCGGCAUGGGCCUCGCCAACGAGAGAGUACUCCGGUCUACAAUGAUGGGGACAUCGAGCUAUUCCUGGACAGUUUCUGGGAGCAUGCGAGGCGUAUGGGCUGGACCGUCGCUCAGGCGAUUGAGAGAUUGAGGGGAGCAGAUAGGUUCGAAGAGCCCAUUGCCAGGAUUCGUAGGGAGGCGACGACGAGGCAGGAGGUGGAGAUAAGGAUGGAGGAGUUGCGACCCUCGCCUGUGGGACCUAGUGGCAGGCCGAUCCGCCUGGAGAUUGGAAAUGCGUCGGACUUCAUCCCCACGUUUGAGUGGUUCAUGCAAGAGCAGGGCAUACAGAGAGAUGAUUGGAUGCAGACACUACCACUCUGGACCAGGAAGGCGGAAAGGCCACUGGCUAUGCAGAUCAGGGACAUGGCACGAGAUUGGGAAAGCUGCAGGGCACAUUUGAGAGAGGCCUUUCGACGGCCAGAGCUCCCUCAGCCCAGAGUCGAGAGGCGGCAGAGGAGUCAGAGGCCGAGGGACCCUGAGCCCAGGAAGGCGAGACCAUCUCGAGGAGGACGGAAGACCCUAGCCAGGAGAGAGCAGGAGCCAGAGGAUGAGGAGCGAGGGGCAUACCCUAAGUGUGGGUUGGGGCCAGUGGAGUUCCAUCGUUUUACUGAGGGUGGAUUGAGGAGGUCGCCAGCACACACACAGGGGGAGCCACCAGCGUUAGAGGGGCCCUUGAGGGAAUUGGAGAUGCAUUUAGAUAUUUCUCGGUGGAGGGCGUCGCUUCAGGGUGAGGGGCAUGGAGAGCGGGCAAAGGAGGUGCCACGAGAGGAGGUACCACAGGAAGAGGUCCGGGGUACUCAGCGAGAGAGAGGGCUGGGCAAUGAGGGGAGACAUGCAGGGAAAGAAGUGAAAGAGGUUGAAGAGGACACGCCCCCACAGACGCCAGCAGUGGGUUUGAGACUCGGAGAUGCACCAGGGAGCACCCGGCCGACAAAUGAGGGGUUGCAGAGAAAGGAGACCCCUUUACCUUCGUCAGAAAAGGCUCCUUCGCCAGAAGAGAGGGCAGCUGUAAGGAGAGAAGCUUUGAUCCUGAUUGAUAGGCACCUAGCAGCUCAUGCCCUGGAGCACYCAGACCUGGAGGAGCCAGCACCUGCAGAGCCACGCCAGGAGUCAUGCCAGCCCGAGAAGGAAAUGGAAGCAGAAAUCCCAAAGAGGGUCGACCUCCGCACGAAGGAAAGGAUGCAAGCUGGAGAGACGGCUGAAGAAAAGAGGGCAAGACGAACCAAGCGGAUAGAUGAGAUAUGGCAGGAGAGACAGAGGUUGGAGGCAGCAGGGGAGCUCCCGGAGCAGCAGCAAGAGAGGCAGAGAUCGGAGGCACCAGGAGCACUCCCGGGUCAGCCGCCCAGCGCACCAACUAGGGCCCCAGAGAUUCCUAAGAUAUGGAGGGACUUCUGGGAGCAAAGAGGAGAGGAGUUUCCAUCGUCAGUCAGAGCCGGGUUUUUGGUGGCCAGGAAGGCGGAAGAAAGGUUAGAUCGUAAAAUCAAGUUCCUGGCCAAUACCACUUUUGACCGACACUUGUUAUUGGAGGGCGAUCUGACGGGGAAGAAAAUAAAGAAAGCCAGCCAUGGAGUACGUCUGGAGGCUAUGGAGAUGGAAAUUCAGGAAUUUAGGGCUUUGGUGGCCAGCCAGGCAGCUAUUAUUGAGAGCCUGAGAGUUAUCCUGGAGCCAGAGGAGGCGAGAGCCCAGAGACAGGCAGAGAGAGCGGCGUUCGAGUUUAGAGCCCCUACUGAGCUCGCGACGCUGCCGGUGGCGGCGGCAGGCCCGGUCGUACCUUUGGCAGUAGAGGAGGGGCUGCCACCAUCUAGCAGUGAGUCGGCUCAGGGCUCAGCAGAGGGAUCUAUGGGCGUGCUCCUUGAGGCGGUGCAUGAUAUGCAGGAGGAGGUGAGUUUGUUUUCACCUGAGCAGAGGAUAGAGGAGCCUCUUGAGAGAGAGAUGGGGAUUGACGAGGAAGGUGUCAUCGAGGGCAGACUCCAGAGGAUAGGCACACCUGAGUAUGGACCAGAGGAGAUUGAGGAGCAGCCCACGGCAGUGGCAGGGGCAACACUCGAGAGGAGGCCUCAGAGGUUGGACAUGCACGAGUACGUCCCAGCGACAGAGGAUUUGAGAGGCAGGCUAGGAUCUUGGGCUACUGGAUCUGGGUCUGGUGGACCGGUUCCUGUGAUAGAGCAGCAGGAGGUCGAUAGUACCGCAGCUCCUCAAGCAGAGCAGCAGGGGGUUGUCAGUACCUUGGUGGGAUCUCCUUCAUCGCCACCUCCUCAACCCAGGAAGAGGAAGUUCAAGAGAAAGGUAGAUCAACUAUGUUUUUACUGCAAAAGGGACGUGCAUCUGGCUUUGGACUGUCUCGAGUUUCUUGAGGAUAAGGCAGCAGGGAAGAUCUUAGAGGUAGGGGGUAAAAUGUAUGAUAGACAGGGUAGGAUAAUAGAGAAGUCCGCAUAUGGACUGAGGGCUCAGUUAUAUAGGCAAAACCAGGAGGAGUUGAGGAGGUAGGGCUCGGUUUUGUCUAUAUAAGUGAGCGAGCAUUUUGUGGGGUAUCAACUUAGGCUC
Molecule: messenger RNA, 4164 nt
Organism: Chara braunii
Lineage: Eukaryota; Viridiplantae; Streptophyta; Charophyceae; Charales; Characeae
Source: the annotation of a GenBank genome assembly